Messenger RNA from Salvia hispanica, 811 nucleotides. RefSeq lists its product as uncharacterized. The record is from RefSeq and is a predicted model, not a curated record. NCBI's taxonomy places the organism in Eukaryota, Viridiplantae, Streptophyta, Magnoliopsida, Lamiales, Lamiaceae. Gene Ontology annotation, molecular function: metal ion binding.
CUUUUACACUCCUCAUCAAAAUCGUCUCUUCAUCUCACUCUCUCACAUUCACAAUUAAUUCCUUUAUUCAUUUUUUGUUUCUUCCUCUUUCCUCUCCAUUUCAACACUCUUCAUUUCCUUGAUCUAAAACUCACUCAAACACAUACACUAACAAAACAAGUCAACAAAGAUGAUGAAAGUUAUACUGAAAUUGGAUUUCACCGACGACAAAACCAAGCAAAAAGCCCUGAAAAAAGUCUCCGGCCUCUUCGGUCUGGAGUCAAUCUCACUGGAUUCAAAAGACAAAAAGCUGACCGUAACUGGAGACAUAGAUCCCAUAGAUGUGGUGGCGAAACUGAGGAAGAUUUGCUACACAGAGAUCAUAUCAGUGGGGCCCGCGAAGGAGGAGAAGAAGAAGGACGAGCCGAAGAAGGAGGAUCCUAAGAAAGCCGCAGAAGACAAGAAGAAGGCCGAGGAAGCCGCGGCCCAAUUGCUCAAAGCCCAGCAGGCCUACUAUCAGAACCUCUACUACUACCAGAAUCAUCCGCCCGCCGCCGUGGCGCCGGCGCCGUCGUACCCGGCUUACUAUCAUCAGAGGAGCUCCGAGGAGGAUCCCAAUGCUUGCGUUAUUUCUUAAUUAAUUAUUAAUUAAUUAAGAUCUGUGCUUUGAUUUUCUCCACUGUUGAUGAUGGUGCUGUUAAUUUUUUUUUUAGUUGGAUGAUUUAUUGGUUUAUCUUGUUUUGUUUUUGUUCGGCGAUGGUGUAGUUGUAAGACUAGAAUAUCCAUUAUCCAGUGUGUAGAUACCAUAAUAAUAGAGCGGUUUCUAAUUUUA